Molecule: messenger RNA, 1031 nt
Organism: Epinephelus lanceolatus (giant grouper)
Lineage: Eukaryota; Metazoa; Chordata; Actinopteri; Perciformes; Serranidae
Gene: mrpl13
Product: mitochondrial ribosomal protein L13
Biological process (GO): translation; negative regulation of translation
Cellular component (GO): ribosome; mitochondrial large ribosomal subunit
Molecular function (GO): structural constituent of ribosome; mRNA binding
Source: RefSeq, a predicted model, not a curated record
ACGCGAAGUCUCACAUCUUGUUUCAACUGGGACUAAUUACUAAACGGACAGCCACACGUUGGUUGAGGGUCAAAUAUUUUGAGGAUGUGCAGGUAGUUUCAUCGAAAUGUCAAGUUUCUCCCGCUCUGCCCAGCAAUGGGCGACCUUUGCUCGUUCCUGGUUCCUGAUCGAUGCCCGAUUGCAGCCUCCUGGGAAGAUUGCGACUAUGUGUUCUGUGAGGUUACAGGGGAAACACAAGCCUAUCUACCAUGCAUUGAGUGACUGUGGUGACCAUGUUGUAGUUAUAAACAGCAGACACAUAGCUUUCUCUGGAAACAAGUGGGAGCAGAAAGUCUACUCAUCUCACACUGGGUAUCCAGGUGGAUUCAAACAGGUCACAGCUGCCCAGCUGCACCAUAAAGACCCCAAAGCUAUUGUGAAGUUAGCGGUUUACGGCAUGCUGCCAAGGAACCUGCUGCGCCGCACCAUGAUGCAGCGACUACACAUCUUCCCUGAUGAUGAGCUACCAGAUGACAUCCGAGCCAACCUGACGGAGGAGCUGCCACAGCCCAGAGAAAUCCCCAGGAAACUCAGCGAGUACACACAGGAGGAGAUAGACGCAUUCCCCAGGCUGUGGACACCACCUGAAGACUACAAGAUGAAAUGAAAUCAAGGCUGCCCAACGUGACCGAGGACCUGAAUUAUCCAGAAACAGCUUGAGAUUCCACCAUGCGGCUCCGCUCUGAUCAGAGAAAAUCAGAUUCCGUGGGUUUUCCUCUAUUAUGCAACCAUGAAACGAUCAGAUCUGGCUCAUAAAAAUGACAUUUGUUAGAGCUGAUCCUGCUUUUAAAGGUUUGUGGGUUCACAGUGAAACCAAUUAAUGUGUUACUAUGACAACAUGGAGGCCAUCCGUGUGGUUUUAGUCAAAACAGUUAACUUUGGUUAAGAAAUCCUGAGCUUUUUGUUGUCAGUGUGUCAGAAAUGUCCAGAGUGUUGUUCAAGUAUGAAUCAAUUCUGUUGUAAAAUAGCUAAUAAAGAAUUUAAUAACCCUU